GGGGACAGGCUGGCAACUAGACUAGAUGACAACACCGGAUUGAGGAAAUUGACGAGGGCAAACCAUGUGGGGAAAAAACAAACUUGUUUUUAAGCCGAUAUAACCAUGCAACCUCGUGUAUUAAGCCACUCCAUUCAAGCAGCGACGUCGUCAGCCCAGAACAGCUCUUCUGAACAUCCAAGGCACCCCGUGCUAAAUCUUAUCCAAAGAUGUAUUUUCUCCUUUUCACAGUCUUCUCCAUAUUCAUAGUGCGUAAUGUUGAGGCUUGGGGAGCAAGUGUCAAGUACGCGGUGAACUGCCCGGAGCGGUGCAAUGUGGAUCUGUGCGGCUUGACGCAGCGCUGCAGACGGACUGUGCUGGAUGACUGCGGUUGUUGUCAGGUCUGUGCGGCAGACAGAGGGGAACACUGCUAUCGCACUGUGUCUGGGAUGCACGGAGUCAAGUGCGGACCGGGAUUAUUCUGCGAGUUCUACAAAGAUGAGGACGACUAUGGAGAUGAAUAUGGCAUCUGCAAAGAUUGCAUGUAUGGAACCUAUGGGGUAGGGUGUGGUAAAACAUGCCAUUGCAAAGCUGGAGGUAUCUGUGACAGAGAGACAGGAGCCUGCCUCACCUUCAAAUUCUUCACCAAAAUCGCCAGCAAGCUGAAGACACAGCACCCCAAUGCAGGAGGUGAGAUUGGUUCAGGAGAUGACAGCACCAGUCUGAAUGGGGAACGAUCCACUGCUCCAAAGUGGUUAACACCUCGCUGACACUCAUUAUCAAGACUUAGUUUAUUCUGUGUAAAUGUAGAAAGCAUAGUAGUAAAUUAAAUGAUUGGAGGAUAUAUUUUAUUAUGUAUUAUUAAGAAAACACAUUUUCUACAAGAUGAUUGAAUGUUUUGAGCAUCUCUGUUGUGGUGUUUCUAUUUUGUACCAGUGCCCCAUCAUGUCAUAAGAGUUGUGUUGUACCAAACGAAGGGAGGUCAAAUGUACCAAAGUUCAAAUAUAUGUUUAUUCUACUUUUAUACAAAGUAUGAAUAUAUCUAGAAUGUCUAUGAUGACCUCUAUGACGAGCUAACAUUCUAGCAAUGCUGCAUUCACUUCUUCAUAAUUGAGAUCAUUUGGUUCAAUCAAAUUAUGUGAAAAUGUUGUGCUGAUAUGACAUGACCCCCCCAGGGAUAUAAAAUAAUAAAUAAUAUAUUGUCUCAUCCUUUUCUUCUAGAAGUAUCUACUGUGAUCUGUGCUUUUUAAUUGUUUGUUUGUUUGUUUGAUUGAUUGAUUGUUUGAUUGAUUGAUUGUUUGUUUGAUUGAUUGAUUGAUUGUUCUUUACUGAUAAUCUCUUAUUUUUCUUUCACCUGUGAUCACAUGGAUCAAUAUAUAUAUAUUAUAUAUUAUGUCAUAUCACCUGCCAAUGUACAGUAUGGUCUUACAAAUAAACCAAAGUUGACCUGGAAA
Messenger RNA from Oncorhynchus mykiss (rainbow trout), 1433 nucleotides. It is a transcript of the gene esm1, whose product is annotated as endothelial cell specific molecule 1. Gene Ontology annotation, cellular component: extracellular region. NCBI's taxonomy places the organism in Eukaryota, Metazoa, Chordata, Actinopteri, Salmoniformes, Salmonidae. The record is from RefSeq and is a predicted model, not a curated record.